This is a messenger RNA of Meloidogyne enterolobii, 1905 nucleotides long. Lineage: Eukaryota; Metazoa; Nematoda; Chromadorea; Rhabditida; Meloidogynidae. The record is from the annotation of a GenBank genome assembly.
UUUUGAUUCGGAAUUGAUUCCGUUUUUGGGUUUUUUUUUGAUUCCGUUUUUGGGUUCUAAUCCGCCAAUUUUCUUAUUAAAAUCCAAUUUUUUAAAGGUACCAACACGAAUGGUGAUCCUAACAAUAAUAAUAAUAGAGCAGCAAAUAAUAAUAAUAAUGGACGACACAACCACAACAACAACCACCGCCAAAUGCUAGCAAAUCUUCGCCAUACUCACGCUACACAAUUUCGUCAUCUUUUUGCUUUAUUUGCACGUGAUCGUAUACGUCGUCAUCACGAAGCUAUUGCUCAUCAUCAUGCUGCUAGAAGAAAUGUACUUAUAAUUAAUAAUGCUAAUGAUUCUGAUAAUGAUGAGGAAAAUGAUGAUGAUGAAAAUGAGCAGCUUGAAAUUGAAUUACGUGACAAUGAACGGCAACAGCGUUUUUAUUCGGGACCUGAUGAUGAAGCUUUUAAUUUUGUAUUUGAAUCUGAAGAUGAGGUUAAUAAUGAGGAUGAUGAUGAACAUGAAGAAGAAGAAGAAGGGGAGGAGGAAGAAGAGGAAAAUGUUGAGAAUGAUGAUGAUAGUAUUGGAAAUUAUGAGAAUGUAGAUCGAACAGACAAUGAGGAUGAUGAGAAAAAUGAAGCUGUAAAUAGUGAUGAUGCUGAUAGUUGGUCAGAUAGAAAUAAUGUUGGUUCGUUAUCUUCUUCUGAAAGUUAUGGUAAUUUAAAUAAUGAUAAGAAUGAUGAUUCGUAUAAAACAGCAAAAAUGACACCAACAACAACAACAACACCAAAAAAGAAGGCAAAAACAAAAUCGAAAAAGUGUAAAAAUAAAUUGGCACGACUUGGGCUUGAAUUAUCUUCAGAUAAUGAGGAGGAAGAGGAAAAAGAAAAUGGAGAAGAAAAAGAAGAAGAGGAAGGAAAAGAAGAUGUGGAAGAAGAUGAUGGGCAAGGAGAAAAAGAAAAGGAGGGAGAAAAGGAAGAUGAUGAGGGAGAAAAAAAUGAGGAAGAUGGUGAUAAUAGUAAUGAAUCUUUUGAAACGGCUAAGGAUAUAAUCAUGAUUAAAGACAAAAAUUUUGAAGCUUUCGAACGCUAUGCAUCAAAAAUGAGUAAAAAUAGUGACGAUAAGGAUGGGGAGGACAAAAUUGGAGAGGAACUUAAUAAAGAAGAUGGUUGGGAGGAGUCUUCCAGGGGUUACCGCUUCCCUCAUAGUGAGGAUGAGGAGGAGGAUAAAAUUAAAGAGGGUAAAAUUGAAGAAGAUGAUGGUUGGGAAGAAACUUAUAGACGCUACUGCUUAUCAAAAAUGAGUGACGAUGAGGAUGAGGAGGAUAAAAUAGAAGAAGAUGAUGGUAGGAAAGAGGAUUAUAGACGCUACUGUUUAUCAAAAAUGUGUAAAAAUAGUGGCAAUGAGAAGAAUAAAAUUGAAGAGGAAGAAAGGGAUGAUAAUGAUGAUGAAAUGGAAAAUGAUGAAGAAAAGGUAGAAGAAGACAAAGAAAAGUUGAAUGAUUCUAUGAAUUCAAGUCCUCUUAAAAAUGGAAGUUGUAAUAAUAAACGUUUGCGCACAUGUACAUCUAAUUCAUUGGAAAUGCCGCAAUCAAGCAAAAUGAAGCGUGUAUUAAGCUACAUUGAAGAACAAGCACAAGAAGAAGGAGAACAUGGAGGUGUAGCUGGGCCUUCAACAAGUUGGCCGACUCAAUAUUUACAUCAAAGACCGGCUCCUUAUUUACACAAGAAACAGACUCCUAUUUCUAAUAAUACAACUCGAGAAGAAGAGGAGAAUGUGGCUGAGGCUAAGUUCAAUGAAACUAAAGUUAAAGAACGGACUGAACAACUUGCUGAUUUUCAUGCAAAAUUUAUUGAAUUAAUUCAAUCACUUCCUCUAAAUAUUCAAAUGCGUAAAUUUCUUGUUUAUGAAAACGCUUGA